CAGGCAGUGGCAGUGGCAGUGGCCACUCCCUCCUCACAUCAUCAGUCUCUUUCCUUCCUCUCCCAUCCAUUUUGUUCAAAUCCCCAGACAUCCCUACACUACACCACACGCUCGCUCGCUGUAGGAGGGAGGGAGGGAGAUAGUGCCUUGACCAUAUGGACAACAGCAAUGGGAUGGCCAAAGAACUGGCUGGUUUCUUGAUAAAACAUUAUACCGAGCAGCUGCACUCCAUCAUUCUCUCUCCUGAUCCACGCCUUCACUAUCCUCUACUUGUUGAUUUUGCAGAGCUACUAGAUGACAACCCAACCCUUGCUCAUCUUCUUUUCUCCCAUCCCGCUGAAUAUUUACUCGUUUUUGACGAAGCUGCUAUCUGGGCUCAGAAAGUGAUAUUUAAGGAUUUGAAGCAAUGGGACAAUGCAAGUGUGAAGGAUUAUGUUCAUGUUCGAAUUAAUGUCAGUGGUUCUCCUCUCGAAUGCCCUGAAACUUUUCCAAGUAUUGGACGAGUGAGAGUGAAACACCGUGGGAUACUUCUCACCCUUAAAGGGACUGUAAUUAGGUCUGGAGCAAUUAAGAUGAUUGAAGGAGAAAAGAUUUAUGAGUGUCGCAAUUGUAAACACAGGUUCAAAGUUUAUCCUGAGGUGGAAACUAGAAAUGUAAUUCCCAAGCCGACCAUCUGUCCCUCUCAGAGCUCUAAGUUUUGUGAAAGCACAAGGUUUAAUCUUAUAGAAGACAACAAGAUAUGUCACGAUUACCAAGAGAUUAAAAUCCAAGAGAACGCUCAAGUAUUAGGUGUUGGGGCUAUUCCUCGUUCAAUUCCAGUCAUUUUGAAGGAUGAUCUAGUUGACACGGUGAAAGCUGGAGAUGAUGUGAUUGUCACUGGAGUAUUGACGGCAAAAUGGUCACCUGAUGUAAAGGAUGUCCGCUGUGACCUUGAUCCUAUCUUAGUUGCAAACUACGUAAGGAGAAUGAAUGAAGUCAAGUCAGGGAUAGAUAUCCCAGAUGAUGUCAUUAUGAAAUUCAAACAGUUCUGGCUAGAUUUUAAAAAUGCCCCAUUAAAAGGUAGGAAUGCCAUUCUACGCGGUAUCUGCCCACAAGUUUUCGGGCUCUUCACUGUAAAGCUUGCAGUGGCUCUGACACUAAUUGGAGGUGUCCAACAUGUUGAUGCUUCUGGGACGAAAGUCCGCGGAGAGUCUCAUUUGCUUCUUGUGGGAGAUCCUGGCACUGGGAAAUCUCAGUUCUUAAAAUUUGCUGCAAAGUUAAGCAACAGAUCUGUAAUUACUACUGGGUUGGGAAGCACAAGUGCUGGAUUGACUGUUACUGCAGUCAAGGAUGGAGGGGAGUGGAUGCUUGAAGCUGGUGCCCUUGUAUUAGCAGAUGGCGGUCUUUGUUGCAUAGAUGAAUUUGAUAGCAUGAGGGGGCAUGACAGAGCAACCAUUCAUGAGGCUAUGGAGCAGCAGACUAUAAGUGUUGCCAAGGCUGGUCUUGUUACAACUCUCAGUACAAGGACAAGUGUCUUUGGUGCAACAAACCCAAAGGGACAGUAUGAUCCUGAUGAAUCUCUGUCCGUCAAUACAACACUCUCUGGACCCUUGUUGAGCAGAUUUGAUAUAGUUCUAGUCCUCUUAGAUAAAAAGAACCCCGAAUGGGAUGCAGUUGUUUCGUCUCACAUCCUUGCUGAGGGAGAAAAGGAGAAUGACAAUUGCAAUGAAGAUCUGAAAAGCACUUGGCCUUUUCCCAUGCUUAGAAGGUACAUCCACUUUGUUAAAAGAAACUUUAGACCUGUUCUCUCAAAGGAGGCUGAAAAUGUUAUUUCACGCUAUUUCCAACUUCAAAGAAGAUCUGCAACUCAAAAUGCAGCAAGGACCACCGUUCGCAUGCUGGAGAGUUUGAUACGACUUGCUCAAGCACAUGCAAGGCUGAUGUUUAGAAAUGAGGUUACACGACUAGAUGCCAUUACAGCAAUAUUAUGUAUUGAAUCAUCCAUGACUACAUCAGCUAUAGUGGAUAGCGUUGGAAAUGCAUUGCACUCCAAUUUUGCAGAAAAUCCUGAUGAAGAAUAUGCCAAGCAGGAAAUGCUGAUCCUUCAGAAGCUGUGCAUAAUUGAUGAAUUCCCUGACUUGAAAAGUAACCUCCAAUGAUAAAUUUGUGCAUGAUUGGUAAAUGAGAGGACCAGCAUGGAAACACCUCUGUGUUCUGUCUCGACUGCAGAAAAGGUUUGUACUCUUUCAGCUUCUGAUGUGUGGGGCAGUAGCUGGAUGAGAAGAGCUGGUUAACUAUUCACUUGAAGAUAGAGUUGAAAGUAGCAGUUCAAAAUUCAGCUAGUUAUAAUUGCUCACCUGUGUGAUGGAUAAUAAAUAAUUCUCUGUUUCAGUGACCAACUUUGCAGUUUCUGGUGAUAUGCUAGUUAA
Coffea eugenioides is the source of this 2408-nucleotide messenger RNA. RefSeq names its product probable DNA helicase MCM9. The coding region runs from base 156 to 2138 and encodes 660 amino acids. The record is from RefSeq and is a predicted model, not a curated record. Lineage: Eukaryota; Viridiplantae; Streptophyta; Magnoliopsida; Gentianales; Rubiaceae. Gene Ontology annotation, biological process: double-strand break repair via homologous recombination. Gene Ontology annotation, cellular component: nucleus; MCM complex. Gene Ontology annotation, molecular function: single-stranded DNA binding; single-stranded DNA helicase activity; ATP hydrolysis activity. The transcript is spliced from 20 exons.